AGGUACUGUUAUGCUCUGCCAGGUGGUGCCUCUGGCUGCCCACUUGACAGACCUACCCAAAGCGUGGAGUCUAAGUCCCGGUCUGUGCUUUCACCAGGGCCCCUGAUGGAUGGUGGGGAUGGACUUGUAACAGACCAGGACCAGGUCACGACCUCUGAGCAGGCCCACCAGUGGCAGAGGGAACCUCCGGGGAUGUUUAGGUACCGGGAGAGCCAGAUGUGAGGAGGCCGGCAGGACCUAGCAGGAUGGAUCAAUAGCAGUGGUCCUGUGGGGUAAGCGAGGUACAGAAUCGGCAGGCGGAGAGUAGUCAGGUCACACACAGGGUCAAACAAGCCGGGGGUCAGGAGAGGAGAAGGCAGAGUAGUCAGGGCAAUCCGGGUCAAACACAGGAGA
This is a messenger RNA of Staurois parvus, 393 nucleotides long. The record is from the annotation of a GenBank genome assembly. NCBI's taxonomy places the organism in Eukaryota, Metazoa, Chordata, Amphibia, Anura, Ranidae.